CACAACGUGGUGCUGAUCGUGCAAUGUCGGCGUUCGUUGUUCCGUCUGGAAUGCCCGCACAGAUGCAAUUCGGCAGCCGGUCCGGCCAACUUGACUACCGGGGUGUUUCGCCGUCAAGCAGUCAGAAAAGCAUAACUAAUGGUGUCCAUACUCGUUCAUCGGCUGCACUGCUCGAUCCAGGGUGUGAUUUAGCUGGGUUUGGAGUUGGUCUGGACGCACAUUCGGUGGGUAGUGCCUCCACCUCACAUCUGCCAACCCCAUCGUCUACCCCAACGACGCAACGAAAAAACAGAAGAAUAUCAAACAUUUUUCAGCGACCAAAAGAAAAUGAAGAUAAGAAUAAGCCACAGAAUUUGAAUCUCGGUGGUGGUCGAGAGAUUCCCAUCAAGGAGGGCACGAUGCAUAAGCGAAGUACCAAGGGGGCAUUGAAUCGCGAAUGGAAAAAGAAGUAUGUAUGUCUAUAUGGCGAUGGUCGAUUAACAUAUCAUCAUACGCAGAAAGACUACCGUGAUAAGCCUAGUCAUGGAAAAGAGGUAUUUCUUGGUUUGGCCACUGUUCGGAUUGCUGGUCGACAACGACCUCGUAAUACACAGCGUGGUAUGGCGACCAGUCAGUCGGAAGAGACUGGCACAGUGAAUUCGAUUAACUCAGUAGUACUGAGACCUUAUGAAACGAGGAGAAGCGAUGCAGGCGGUGGGUCCGGCGAGGGCACAUCUGGUGGCGGAAGUGACGAUGCAAAGGAGGCAUCACCUGUUGUCCAGCUCACUCCUCAAACAGUAGUCGGCCACAAAAAAAGGCGAGGUGGAAAUCGUCGGCUUGGAUCUGCAGGGAAAGCCACCGAUGAGGAUGAUGAGUGCUUUGAGAUAAUCACUUCUGAUCAGAAACGUUGGGAGUUUUGUGUGGCCGCUGAAGAACGUGAUGCAUGGGUAGCAGCCAUUGAAGAACAAAUCGAAAAAGCGCUGCAGAAUCAGAUGAGUAAACCGAGUACGAGAGCUCGAGGUGAUAGGGAAGAGGUGUUGGCACUGCGUCAACUGCCGGGCAACGAUCGUUGUGCAGAUUGUGGCCAAACAUCACCAGACUGGGCUAGUUUAAACCUCGGCAUCUUAAUAUGUAUUGAGUGUUCAGGGACGCAUAGAAAUCUGGGAUCGCAUAUUUCACGCGUUCGCUCUCUUGACUUGGAUGCAUGGCCUUUGGAAUUUCUGGCUGUGAUGCAAGCAAUCGGCAACGAUGCGGCGAAUCGGCUGUGGGAGCAUAACGCUCCAGUUGAUCGACGUCCUCACCCUGACAGUCCACUUGAUGUGAAGGAGUCGUGGAUUCGUGACAAAUACGAGGCGAAGCUGUUCCUUCCGUCGCUCCGCGUGGACGCGACGGUCAGUUCGCAGUUGGUCAGCGCAGUGUUGGCUCGUGACGUGGCCGAGGUGUCACUUCUGCUGGCGCGCGCCUCCCCGGAGGACGUCAACAGCACCGUUUCCGGCACGCGUGACCGCCGUUCUCCACUCCAUCUUGCUUGCAGCAUUGGUAGCCUCGCUAUUCUGCAGUUAUUACUAUGGAAUAAUGCCGAUAUCCGUGCUGUUGAUGAACGAGGUAGAUCAGGACUAUGGCAUGCGCGAAACAGCGGUUUCAAAGAGUGUGCUGACAUGUUGCUCACCGCCGGUCUUGAUACGAAUUACGGCAUGCCAUCACCGUCGAGCCGGAAUUCUGCACAUUCUCCACCGCUUCUCGAGGGAUCGCUGUCAAAUCGAGAGUAUUCAUGUAUCGGCGACGAGGUUGUGCUAAGACGAGCAGCGCCAACGGUUGGCGCAACCUCCAAGCGCUCGACGAACACCUUUGACCUGUUACCAGCCAGUGUCAUAUAG
Molecule: messenger RNA, 1856 nt
Organism: Angiostrongylus costaricensis
Lineage: Eukaryota; Metazoa; Nematoda; Chromadorea; Rhabditida; Metastrongylidae
Source: the annotation of a GenBank genome assembly